CUGCUUUCCUCAAACCUGACCCAAAGGUAAUCAAUCUAUCAAUCGAAUAAUCCAUCGGUAUUCUCCACCCAUUUCUGCUGCAUCAUGACGGCGAAGGCGCUGCUCGUCCGGCCAAACAUGGCGGCUCUGUGUUUCAUCGGAAGCCGUUUCCCUGUUCGUUCAUUUCUGCCAGGGGCGAUGAUGAAGGCGAAAACACACAGCAACCUCUCGAUUGCUGCUCCGUCACUGCCAACGGCGAACCUUCGUUUCAGGAGCUUUCCAUGGCCUAUUAGUCGGAGUUUCUGCAUCCGAGCAUCGACUGAACCUGACAAUUCGUCCUCCUCCGCUGUCUCUGCGUUCACUGAAUCAAUGGAGAAGAAGAUCAAAGAACGGUUAAGUGCAGAUUCGGUUGUUGUUAAAGAUGCUUCCGGUGACGGUCGCCAUGUUUGCAUUGAGGUAGUGUGUUCGGGGUUCGAGGGGCAAUCAGCUGUGAAUAGACAGAGGAUGGUUUACAAGGCCAUAUGGGAAGAGCUUCAAGACAGAGUACACGCCGUUGAUCAGAUGACUACACGCACUCCCUCCGAAGCUUCGGCUAAGUAAGUGAGACAGAAAAUCUUCCAUAUUGUGACUAAUGGGUCAUAUAGACUUCCAUAUAUUUUUAAUGUGCCCGAAGCUAAGAAAGCCAUUGUCGGGAUAUUAGAACUCCCGUUGUGUCCCGCCCGCCCCUACCCGUCCCGACAGCCUCCCUCUACUUUCUUUUAUAUGUUGAGAACUGAGAUCUAUACGUUAAAAGGAGAGCUUUAUUAGGCUCUCGUUUGUUUGUAUUAGCAAGUUCAUCGGCUACUGUUUUCUUUGAAUAA
This is a messenger RNA of Andrographis paniculata, 839 nucleotides long. RefSeq names its product protein BOLA4, chloroplastic/mitochondrial. NCBI's taxonomy places the organism in Eukaryota, Viridiplantae, Streptophyta, Magnoliopsida, Lamiales, Acanthaceae. Bases 85 to 579 code for a protein of 164 amino acids. The record is from RefSeq and is a predicted model, not a curated record. The transcript is spliced from 3 exons.